AUGAAUGAUACUAGUCUUCUCGGCGUUCUUGGAAACACAUCAUUUAUUUGGAAAUUUAUUGCUGGAACUGUUGUGAUGUUUAUUGGAGUGACAGGAAAUUUGACAACAUGCUUUGUGAUCCUUUGCUCUAGAAAACUUCACACGUCGACUUACACAGUUAUCGCAAUGCUAGCAUUAUCGGAUCUAAUGGCUGUUAUUGUGCGCUAUAUUGAUACAUUUUAUGAUUUAUAUAUGAAUGUGUUCUUGGAAGUGUACUACAUAAUCUGGGGCUUUGUUUACUUCACUCUUCAUGCUUCCUGUGCCCAUAUCAUUCUGCUCUUCUAUGUCCGCUACCGUCUAGUUGUUUCACCACUAUUAUCAUUAAGUAACUUUACCCCCUCACGAGUGAUUCGUAUUUCCAUUUUUCUGUGGUUGCUCAGCAUAAUUUUUGGAUACACAUACGGCUGUUUCAGCUAUUAUGUCGACGUCGCAGAGAUGGGAUCAAAGCCAGUCUCUUUGUCUACCGCUUACAUUGUAGAUGGCGUUGUUGCACUUUUCCUCAUUGCAUUACCGGUCAUCAUAAUUAUGAUCUUUCAUUUCAAGAAAAUUAUUAUUAUCAGACUUUCUAAUUCCUCUUCUGCAGUUCGUUUAUCCAAACAAAUGACAGUGAUCAUUGUGAUUGUAAUAACCAUUCACUGUGCAAGCAUUCUACCUUUCUGUUUCUAUGCGUGGAUGGAGGUGUAUUUGAAGCUUAAAAAGACGUACCUUUCUAUUGAUAUCAAACUGUUACGUGAUACCAGCAUUGCCAUGUUUUUCCUUAAUCACACAAUCAAUCCUAUCAUUUACUUUGUUUGGUCCAUGAAGAUGAGAGGUAAUUCUUCACCUCGGCAAAGAUCUUACAUAACAAAUCCCGACAUCAGAAGUGUCUCUGGCAGUUUUUCAGGAUCGAGAGAAACUGUUCUCAACUUUCCAAAUUAG
Molecule: messenger RNA, 957 nt
Organism: Saccostrea echinata
Lineage: Eukaryota; Metazoa; Mollusca; Bivalvia; Ostreida; Ostreidae
Product: neuromedin-U receptor 2-like
Exons: 1
Coding region: 1-957 (318 amino acids)
Biological process (GO): neuropeptide signaling pathway
Cellular component (GO): membrane
Molecular function (GO): G protein-coupled peptide receptor activity
Source: RefSeq, a predicted model, not a curated record